UCGAACUGUCUGUCGAACAGUUUUACGUUAACCUGCUCGGAACAAGACUAGCAUUGUACUCCCAACGCAUCAUUUGUUGCAGACGGUGUGGCGGAGAGACUGCAGAUACAGAGGAGACAGGCCGCCGAGACGGCAUUAUUAUUAUGCAGCGUUCUUUCGACAUCGGAAUUAUACUACUUGUCGUCCUAACGGCGGUCGGUGAGCAGCUGCAGCGUACGGACGCGGUCAACUCGCCCGGCAAGAAGACGAGCGGGUCGUUCAGCGUGUGGUUUCGUGCCGAGCCCGACCUGCCCCGCAAGAAGGAUAUGAAAACUGACAAACUCAACCGACUCAUCGGGUCCGAUUACAACGAAAUGUGGAUGAGCAAAACGGCAAUUGUAACGGCAUAUCACGGAAACACAUCGGAUUUGGUAAGUGUCAAGUCAUUGGAGACGUCCGGACCGGACAGCUUACAGCUUCCGGAACAACUUCCAGCCCAGUACCAAGAGUUAAUGCGCUCAUGGUUGGUGCACCGAAGUACGUGUCCGGUAGAAUACGUGUGGACAGACCUGGGAAAGUCAUUUUGGCCCAGGUGGAUAAAAAAUGGUCGGUGCGGUCGUUUAGGAACGAUGAGCUGUAGUUGGCCACCGGGCAUGUCGUGCAUGCCUUCGUCUAUCAAAGUACUUAAUCUGUUGCGGUGGCAUUGUUGGUUAAAAAAUAGAAAAAAUAAAAGAAAGAAUCGGGAAAGAAAAAUGAUGGAAUUGGCAAAAGCACACGCGGUAAGGAGCAAGAGAACCACCGGACUAAGGAAAAAUAAAAAAAAAGACGAUAAGUUCAGAUGUUUAUGGAUUAAAGUACCAUAUCCAGUGACCGAAGACUGUACCUGUUCGUGUAGAAAACUUGAGGAAUAAUCUAAAUAAAAUGUAUGCAUAAUGCAUAUUUAUAAAUAGUCUGACGCAAUCUCAUUCUUAACUAUAUAUUAUAAUAAUUUAUUAUUGUACAUUCAAAUAAGAAUAACAUUUCGUUAGCUUGAACAUAUUAUUGUAUUACGAUACUAUUUUUUUUAGAAAUUAUAAAAAUUAA
This is a messenger RNA of Melanaphis sacchari, 1062 nucleotides long. Its product is annotated as noggin-like. The record is from RefSeq and is a predicted model, not a curated record. Gene Ontology annotation, biological process: dorsal/ventral pattern formation; osteoblast differentiation; negative regulation of BMP signaling pathway. The transcript has 4 exons. NCBI's taxonomy places the organism in Eukaryota, Metazoa, Arthropoda, Insecta, Hemiptera, Aphididae. Bases 144 to 890 code for a protein of 248 amino acids.